Molecule: messenger RNA, 2141 nt
Organism: Bombyx mori (domestic silkworm)
Lineage: Eukaryota; Metazoa; Arthropoda; Insecta; Lepidoptera; Bombycidae
Exons: 9
Coding region: 183-1958 (591 amino acids)
Biological process (GO): fatty-acyl-CoA biosynthetic process; long-chain fatty acid metabolic process
Molecular function (GO): long-chain fatty acid-CoA ligase activity
Source: RefSeq, a predicted model, not a curated record
AACGAAACUACGCUAAUUUGCAACACGUAAAGCGUUUGUUGUUACUACAUCAUAAUCAUAACAAACAGUAUAAAUAUGUAAAUGGACCUUGCCCUGAGCGGGUGUAUAAACCUCGCCAAAGUCUCCGCUAGACUCGCGUCCGUACACUUGCGCUCAGACGGUACGCGUGAGAACAUCGCAACAUGGCGUCUCAUUUGAAAGCGGUACGCGGGAAUUUUGCGCGCCAAAUCUUGAACUGCGCCAGAAAUGAAAAAAAAAUUAAAAGCAAUCGCGUAAUUCCUCAAGGCGUUUUGAGGAGGGACUUUGCUACACGUACCGCAACUGUGUCGGACAGUAAGUGCUUGAGUUCUCCGUGGGGUGAAAUUCAAAUUGGAAAAGAAACACUCACGGAUCACGUCUUCGGUGAGGUGGAGUCAUGGGCGGACAAACCAUCUGUGACUUGCGGCUCAUCGGGUCGUUCAUACGACUACGGUAUGAUGCGGAUGAUGGUGGAACGUUGCGCCAAUGCUCUCGUCGGUCAUCUGAAAAUGAAGCCAGGCGAGAAAAUAGGCCUUAUCCUGCCGAACAUUCCCGAAUUUGUCGUCCUCAUCCAUGGUGCUAUGAAGGCGGGACUUGUGGUGACAUUUGCGAAUCCUCUGUACACUGCAGUUGAAAUACAACGGCAGUUCAAUGACUGUGGCGUGAAAGCAAUAGCCACUAUUGAGAUGUUCAUGCCGGUGGCCCAGGAAGUCAGCAAGUCACUGAAAGAUUACAAGGGAACCAUUUGGGUUGGUGGCGAAGAUGAUAAAGCAAAAGGUAUCCACGGCCUAAGGUCAUUGUUAAUGGCGGAUCACAAAGCGGAUCUUCCCACAUUGAACUGCGACGAUGUGUGUUUGAUACCGUACUCCAGCGGUACGACUGGAAUGCCCAAAGGCGUCAUGCUCACUCAUAAGAACCUCGUGUGCAACUUAAAACAAGUCAAGUGCCCUGAAAUGAUGAAGGAUGGUGUUGUGAAAGGUAAAGAUGAGGUUGUUCUAACUGUUCCCCCGUUCUUCCAUAUUUACGGUUUCAACGGUAUACUGAACUACAAUCUUAGUCUUGGUUACCACAUCGUUACUAUGCCUAAAUUUACUCCGGACGAUUACAUCAAGUGCUUAGUGGAACACGAACCGACCACACUGUUCGUGGUGCCAUCGCUGUUGGCGUUCCUCGCGACUCAUCCACUGGUGAAGAAGAGUCACCUUCAGUCCAUUAAGAUUAUUAUGGUCGGAGCGGCUCCCACCACAGACGCCAUGAUGGAGAAAUUCUUGCUUAAGUGCGAGAAAACUAAAGAUGAUAUCCGACUUUUGCAAGGGUACGGAAUGACAGAGAGUUCUCCCGUGACUCUAUUGACUCCGUUCGACUACCCUUACGGUAAGGUCGGCUCGGUCGGUCAACUAGUCCCCAGCACUCAGGCUAAAAUCGUAUCGCUGACCGAUGGCGAAAUGUUGGGGUCUCACAAGUCUGGAGAGUUAUGGCUCAAAGGGCCUCAGGUGAUGAAAGGCUAUUGGAACAAUGAAGCAGCGACCAAAGAGACUGUGGACAGCGACGGGUGGCUACACACCGGCGACGUUGCUUAUUAUGAUGAGGAUUAUUAUUUCUACAUUGUUGACCGCACGAAAGAACUCAUAAAAGUCAAAGGCAAUCAGGUGUCACCAACUGAAGUGGAAAAUGUUAUAUUGGAACGGCCCGAAGUAGCAGAUGUGGCAGUCGUUGGCAUUCCAGACCCUCUUGCUGGAGAACUACCUAAAGCCUUUGUAGUCUUGAAAUCAAAUCACAAACUAACAGAGAAAGAGGUUUAUGAUACAGUAGCACAAAAACUCACAAAGUACAAGCAUCUCGAGGGUGGUGUAGUGUUUAUGGAUGCCAUCCCAAGGAAUGCUGCCGGAAAAAUAAUGAGAAACGAACUAAAAGUUUUAGGAGGAAAAUCGAAACAUUAAUAUAAAGUGUUAAUAUGUAUUUUAAAAUAUUGUAAAUAGUGAAGUGUGAUAGUUUUGUGAUAUAUUUAAUUAAUUAUGUAGUGUAAAUAGGAAUGAUCCCUAUCUAAUUUUGAGAAAAUUAUUUUUGUUAUUAUAAUUAGUAAAUGAAUUAAAGUAUUUUGUUACUUGAUUUUUAUUACAAAA